CGUUGGGGUAUUAAAUAAAGGCACGCUGUGUUGACUGUGUUAAUCCUGUUGUGUUUUCUGUCUGAUAGCAGCAAGGAUUAAAGUCGUCAAAAGAUAUCCAGUAAAAUAAGCAUCAUGGCUCUGGAUGAUUGUGGCCGUCUCUGCAAAUAUACGUUGUUUAUUUUCAACCUCAUCUUUGCACUGGUGGGAUUUGUGUUCCUGGGUCUGGGCCUGUGGCUGAGGUUCAGCGAUGGCACCAGAGCUUUCUUUGAAAUUGAAGACUUCAACUCAAGUACAUUCGUUAUUGCGGUGACUGUCCUGAUUAUCACGGGCUUGGUGAUGCUGAUCGUCGUCGUGUUUGGAGUCUACGGCGCCUGCAACGAGAAACGAUGCGCUCUGCUAACGUUUUUGGUCCUGGUGACCAUCCUGGCAGGAGCUGUGAUUGUUUUUGGAGUGAUUGCUUAUUCCAGCAAAGAGGAGAUUGGAUUGAGAAUUGCAGAGUUCUACUCUAGCAUAUAUGUGCUGUAUGUGGCUAACAGCGACCCAGUUCUUGCUGUCACUCUCACAUUCAUCCAAAAACUGCUUCACUGCUGUGGAGCGACCGGGAUACCGUCGUUAGACUUUGCUAAGGAAACCUGUCCCGACCCAGACACCAUUUGGGAACACAUCAAGAUGGAUGCUUGUCCUGGGGUGAUUGUUGAUGUCUUCAACAGAAAUGCACCGGUGGUGUUGGGCGUGUUCGUCGGAACUGGAGUUAUUUUGUUCUGAAACAGCCCUCGUCAAAAUCACAAACGAUCUCCUCCGUGCGGCUGACUCUGGACUGCUCACCAUCCUCAUCCUCCUCGACCUCACAUCUGCGUUUGACACCAUCUCCCACCCACUGCUCCUCAAACGUCUGGCAGACAUUGGGAUCACUGGUGCUGCACUCUCCUGGUUUACAUCCUACCUUACAGACAGAAAACAGUAUAUACAACUCAAUAAUCACAAGUCCAGCUGCUCCACUGUUUCACAUGGUGUCCCCCAGGGGUCAGAUUUGGGUCCACUCCUCUUCAUCAUUUACCUCCUCCCCCUUGGCCCCAUCCUCCAUGAGGUCCAAUUUCACUUUUAUGCUGAUGACACACAGGUCUACAUAUCCACCAAACCCAAUGCUGCCCUGCCCCCCACCUCGCUCACCACCUGCCUCCAGGACAUCAGGAGCAGGAUGAGCCGUAACUUCCUCAAGCUCAACGGGAGCAAAACUGAGGCCCUGUUUGUUGGCUCCAAAUCCACCCUCUUCAAAGCUCCACCCACCUCUGCCCCAGACCUAAUCAUAGACGGUUUCCCUGUCCCAUACUCUACCCAGGUCAAGAGCCUUGGUGUCAUUAUGGACUGCUCCCUCUCAUUUGCACCCCACAUAUAAAACAUCACCCGGACUGCAUUCUUUCAUAUACGAAACAUCUCCAGACUCCGCCCAUCCCUUUCUCAAUCCAGUACUGAAGUCCUGGUUCAUGCAUUCGUCACAUCCCGUAUUGACUACUGUAAUACCAUCUUCUCAGGUCUUCCCAUCAAACUCCUCAAUAAACUCCAAAUCAUUGAAAACUCUGCUGUCCGGAUCAUGACCCGCACCAAAUUCUCUGACCACAUCACCCCCAUCUGGCCCCCACCUAUCUGGCUGGCCUCCUACACCCCCUCUCGCUCCCUCCACUCCUCCUCUGCUGGCCUGCUAACUGUCCCGACCCCACGCCUAGUCACAAUGGGGGCUCGGGCUUUUAGCUGCACUGCUCCCAAACUAUGGAACCCUCUCCCCCUUCACAUCCGACAGUCUGACACAAUCACCACAUUCAAGUCCCUCCUUAAAACCCACCUGUUCAGAUCAGCCUACUCACUGUAGUACUACAUGUCUCCUGUUUCCCUACAUGUUCCCGGUUACGGUCCUUUUGUACUGUCUUAAACCUUUCCUUAUAAUAUUUUAUGAAUUGUAAGGUGUCCUUGGGUGCUUUGAAAGGCACCUCUAAAUAGAAUGAAUUAUUAUUUAUUAUUUAUUAUUAUUAUUCUUCAUCAUCGUGGACAUAGAUAAUGUGACACAUCCGUUUAAUAACAAACUGUGAGGAAGAGCAGGGAUACUGUAGGAUGAGAUAACAUUUUUUUUAGCCAUGUUUAUCGUAAUAAGCAUCGUCUUUUUUCCUCUAAUGCUUUUUACGUUUUUGUGGAAGCGUUAAAUACAAACUGAACCACUGGAAAUAUUGUUUUUAAAUUAAUAAUUUAUGCAUAAAUGAGAAAGGGAUCAUGUUCUGUAAAAUCAAUUUAGAUGAUAUGAAAUGUUUACGUAAGGUCGGGUCGUAUAUGUCCCUGUCGACACCUUAAAGUGGGAAUUGUUUUGCAAUAGAUGGGAUUUUUCCAUAGUUUUGCAUUCCAUAACAUUUAUUUUUUACGUGAUUGUGCAUCAUGAGGACCACAGGAUUCAACUUAAAUAAAGUAAAGGACCUUUUUGAGUGUGACAUCGGUCGUCAGGUACUGACUUAAGAGGCUGUUAAUCUUACUGUAUAAACUAAGUGUAUAUGCUGCCUUCCUGUAAACACUGCUUUGGUUCAAAGGUAAACACCACGACAUUAAUGAACAUUAUAUUCACAUUUUGUAUUCCUUCAAGUGCCUGCAAACAAAUUUUUGUGAUCAAAUGCAUCAAGUGUCUUGUUUAGUAUUGCUUGUCCUUCUCUUUGUCUUUGCUCUGUAGUUGUUGCACUAUAUACAUUUUCUAAUAAAUAUUCCAUAGUGGGCUUUUCCCCUUUUCUUCA
Molecule: messenger RNA, 2750 nt
Organism: Trematomus bernacchii (emerald rockcod)
Lineage: Eukaryota; Metazoa; Chordata; Actinopteri; Perciformes; Nototheniidae
Product: CD81 antigen-like
Exons: 9
Coding region: 115-747 (210 amino acids)
Cellular component (GO): membrane
Source: RefSeq, a predicted model, not a curated record